Molecule: messenger RNA, 942 nt
Organism: Penicillium odoratum
Lineage: Eukaryota; Fungi; Ascomycota; Eurotiomycetes; Eurotiales; Aspergillaceae
Exons: 2
Coding region: 1-942 (313 amino acids)
Source: RefSeq, a predicted model, not a curated record
AUGCCGAACAACACCGUCGGAGUGUUUCCUGCAUCGGGAGGAAUUGGCGGAGGUACUGCAAAGCACCUCUUGUCGCGCUUGCCGCCGUCAAGCUUAGUCUUCAUCGCUCGAAGCCCAGAAAAGCUCAUAUCUCUUCCUGUCAGAGAAGCAUUCUUACGUCGUGCAGACUACGAUGAUGACAAGAGCCUUGAGCGCGCAUUUGAUGGAUUGGAUACGCUUUUUCUGAUAUCAUAUGCGUCGGUAGAGCAUGAACACCGAUCUGAGCGUCAACGUCUUGCGAUUGAUAUGGCGAUCCGGAGCGGAGUGAAAUAUAUCUUCUACGGCUCUUUGGGAUACGGUGGCAAUCCAGGUAACAAUGAGUCCGUGGCCCAUGUGAUGCAGGCGCAUCUGGAUACUGAGAGGUACCUCGACGAAUGUACCCGCCAGCACGCGGGCUUUACAUACACUGUAAUUCGGGAGGGUCUCUAUUCCGAGUCUUACCCACUCUAUACGGCUUUUUUUGAUCCCAAGCACCCUGUGGAUGAAAUCAAAAUUCCACACGAUGGAUCGGGCCCGGGAAUUGCGUGGGUCAAGCGCGAGGAGCUUGGAGAGGGUACGGCGGAGCUUAUGAAGAGAUUUGUACAGGAUCAAGCAGGGUUCCAGUACAGAAAUCAGAAGGUUUUGCUAUCGGGAUCUAAGACCCUGACGCUGGGCGAGACUGUCGCCAUCUUGGGAAAGAUUGCCAAGCACCCUGUGCAUAUCCACCAGGUUUCUGUGGACGAGUUCGCCAAACAACCCCAGAUGACAUCGAAUAUGACCUACCAUGGAGUUGAUCAUUCGAAGGUAUGGGCGACUACAUUUGAAGCAUUCCGUCGUGGGGAGGGGGCUUUUGUUUCACCCCUGCUCGGAGAGCUAUUGGGACGUGAGCCGGAAGAUUUUGAGACAACAAUUUCUCGGUCGUGA